CCUGGGGGUGGUAAUCUGAUCAGUUCUCUUUGACAUUAUGGUCUUAACAGCAUGUGGGUGUCGAGUGGGCGUUCGGGCGCACAGGGAAUUCGUUGUUUACGGUUCGGAGUAGCGAGACGUCUGGGACGGAAGGCGGGCUUGUAGUGCGAUGCGACUGAGUGCGGCGCGCCCGUAGUCCGUGUCAUGUGGCGGCGCCCACGCGCUGAUCAUUCGAAAUAUCCUUUCAUGACAGUGUUUUGUGGCUCGAGCGUCGGUGCUCGCUUCCCGUGCUCGGGGAGAUCAGUGAGAUCAAGAUAAGAUAUCGAUUCUUUGCUUUGAUUUGCUAUUUAAAACACUUAUUGUGAAAAGAUGCUGAGUGUUGUUGUCCAAUCUUCCAACAGAAAAAAAGUGAAUAUGUGAAAGUGAAUCAUGUCAAUGAGUGUCAUAAAAGGAUACAUAUAAUCAGCAAUUUUACUCCUAAUUUGAUAAUACGGAGUCGUACGUGUUCGGGGAAUCGAAACUACCAAGUUCCUCGACUGCGCUUGCAAGGAAAAGCAAGCCAUGAGUGACCCGGCGGGGGGUCCUAACCUGAAGGACCUUAUGAAAAGACUCCGACAGAUCGUCCCGAACGAUCUGUCUGGAAGUCAAGAUACACCGAGAGAUUCCGCGGUCGCAGGAUCAAGGGAGGCAAACCCUCAGGAUGUAGCCUUACCGCCAUGCUCGGCGCCCUGCGAUAAGAGCGCGUUGGAUGUCGGCGCUGAGCCCAAGGGAACCGCAGGAGGGGAAGGGCUCAAGGGGGGCACGCACGAGCUGAGCCCUCCCAGCGGCAACACGAAGGAAAGCGGUCCCGACGACCCACUCGAGAGGGAUGAGGAAGACCUCAUAACGGAAUUCCGCUGCGAGAUUGAGAACAAACACAACACCCUCUUGGGGAAGAUGCAACUCCUUAGGGAAGCCCUGGCCAAGCAACUCCAGAAAACAGAUGAGCGUGAAGAUGUACAGAAGAAAACCUUUGCCAAAUGGAUCAACAGUCAGUUGGCCAAAGGGCAGCAUCCGCCUGUCACAGAUCUCUUUUACGACCUGCGGGAUGGCACACGCCUGCUGGCACUCCUGGAGGUGCUCACGAACAAAACUUAUAAACGUGAAAAGGGGCGCAUGCGGGUACACCACUUAAAUAAUGUCAGCAGAGCACUCUCUAUUCUGGAAGAGCAUAAUGUGAAGCUUAUAAAUAUAUCAAAUGAACACAUUGUGGAUGGUUCUGCAAAGCUCACACUGGGACUGGUGUGGGCUAUUAUCCUUCACUGGCAGGUCCAAGGUGUCUUGAAGGAUGUCAUGUCAGACCUACAGCAGACAAAUCUAGAAAAGACUCUGUUGGCAUGGUGUAGACAAACAACUAAGGGCUAUCAUGGAGUUGAUGUAAGAAACUUCACAACUUCAUGGACUGAUGGCCUGGCCUUCAAUGCCCUCAUUCAUAGCCAUCGCCCUCAGCUAUUUGACUGGACAGUAAUGGCUCGGAAACACCCAUAUGCUCGGCUAGAAAAUGCUUUUAGACUUGCAAAUGAACACUUUAACAUUGAAAGACUUCUAGAUCCAGAAGAUGUCAAUUCCCAAGUUCCUGACAAGAAAUCUAUCAUGAUGUAUGUGAUGUGCCUGUUCCAAGCACUUCCUCAUGGCUCUUUCACAAUGGAGAGCCUAGAUGUGUCAAUACAGUCUGAUUCUUCUUUCUCUCUUGAUACAAGCAGUGAAAAUGUUGCGCAGGCUACCAGUAAAGGUAGGCCACUGUCAAACGUAAGCAUUGGCCUAGGGGAAUACCAGCGCACGUUAGAAGAAGUUUUGACCUGGCUCCUGGGUGCUGAAGACAGACUGGCAGUUAUGCCUCCCAUAGCCAAUUCUACAGAAGAAGUUAAGGACCAGUUCCAUGACCUAGAGGAACUCAUGUUGGAGCUAACUUCAAAGCAGGGAGGUAUUGGAGAUGUCCUAGGAGAGGGAUCAAGGCUCUUAAAAGAAGGAGUAAUGGAAGAAGAGGAAGAGGAAGAAGUCCGAGUGCAGAUGAAGCUCCUCAACACUAGAUGGGAGGAUCUAAGAGUCAAGGCAAUGGAUCGACAGUCAAGGCUCCAUGAGAAGUUAAUGACCCUUCAGCAAACACAGUUAGAGAGUCUAAAGAAGUGGCUUACUGAAACUGAGGAUCGUAUCGCCAAUAUGAGCCAGGUUGGACCAACAACAGAUCUGCUAAGAGAACAAAUUGCAGCUCACCAAAGUCUUCAAGAAGACCUGGAAAGUGAACAAGCUAACAUCAACUCCCUCUCCAACAUGGUGGUUGUUGUUGAUGAGAGUAGCUCAGACAGUGCUUAUUCAUCAUUGGAAGAUGAAUUGAAUGCCUUGGGAGAGAGAUGGGCCCAUAUCUGCAGAUGGGCUGAAUCACGCUGGAAAACUUUGCAGACAUUAUCUGUUCACUGGACACAUUAUGAACAAGAAAUGAACAAAAUGGGAGAGUGGAUGAAUGAAAAAGAAUCAUUAUUACGUGAGGUAGAAAGUAACCCAUCGUCAGAUCAGGAGCACAUCCUUCGUCAAGCUAGCAUGCUCCAGAUUCUGCAAGCAGAGAUGGAAGUACAACAUCGCCGGUUUGAACAUUUGCAAGAAGAGAGUGCCAAAGUUUUAAGCCAUUUACCACAGGACUCACCUGGCCAGGAAAAAAUCCCAUCUGAGAUAGAAAUGAUCCAAGAUCGCUUAGACUGCCUCGUCAGUAUCAUUGAAGCUCAGACACAGAGAAUGGCAGCUAAUGGUAUUGACAUUAAGAAAAUUGUCAUUCCUGCGGAUAAUACAAGUGACAUAGUGAGCUCAAGUACUACUACUAUCUCUCAUGAAGAUGCUACAGUGGUCACCAAGAUCAUAACCACCAAAAUUGUCACAACUGAGACAGUUGAAGGUAGUGUAAUUAAACGCCAGAAGCUGGAAGGUGGCAGCCAAGAGGACUUUUCUGUGGCUCUCCAUCAACUGGGUGGAUGGAUGGACUCUUUAGAAGCAGAGGUUAGGCCCAAGGUUGCAGGAGAAUUGACCAUAGAACAGCUAAUGCAGCUUGCUCAGCAGCUUGAAAAUGAGAUUGAGGGUCAAAAAGAAGAGUAUUAUAAGGUAGUAAGCCUUGGCCAAUCUGCUAUAUCAGAAACAUCAACUAUUGGUGAAUCUGCCAAAGAAAGUGAACAACAGGUUGCAGGAAUUACAAGUCGCUGGGAAGCUCUGAAUGCAAUGCUUAUUGAAAUCAGAACUCGCAUAACCUUCCUGACAGAGAAGAAGAAAGUGACAACACAACUCAGCGACCUAGAUGUACAAUAUGAGGGAUUCCUCAGAUGGUGUGAAGAUGUGCGCACAGUAAGCGAGAAUGAGCCUAAUGCUGUCUCCCUUCAGAUUGAGCAGUGCCAGAGUAAGAUUGCAGCCAUGGAGAGUCAUGAAUCAGAGAUUGGUGCUCUAAAGGUAGCAUGUGAAACACUGGAUAGCAACUUUGCACAGGAGACACAACCAGUGAUGGAACAAGUUCAGAUUUUUAUCACCAAGUGGGAAGCUCUUAAAAUAAGGCUUGUUGAAUGGAAUGUAACUCUAAAAGAAAGGCUUGGACAAGUUUCUCCAUCACCAAUGGUCGUUGAAACUGUGCAGACUGCUCCACCAGAGUCACUUGUUAAGGCUAUGGAAGCUUCUAGGAAAUGGCUGGAAAGUCUUGAAACUGCCCUUGCUACUGAACAUGUUGUGUCCAGUUUGCCCCAGAUGCAGGACAUGCUCUUGAAGUUCCAGGACUUGUCACAAAAAGUUGAAAUGGAGCAAGGCAACAUGAAACACAUAAAUGAUGCAUGCAGUGCCCUUAUUAAAGAAGGCCAAAUAGGGAUCUCAGAUGACUUUACAAAGCUGAAUAAACAGUGGGAGACGACAACUGAAGCGCUCGAGUCACGCAUCAAGGCUAUUGAAAAAGUGAUUGAGAAGCAGAAGCAGUACAACGAUGAAGUGUCUGGAUUGUGCUCAUGGAUGUCAGAAGUUGAUGUUUUCCUCCAGGCAGAGGAGCCAGCCCUUGGAGAUAUAGAGACAUUAGAAGCACAAUUAGAGCAAUCUAAUGCUCUCCAGGAUGAUAUUGUAACACUGGAGAAUAAUGUAGCAAAUAUCACAAGCUCUGGCAAGCAGUUGAUGGAAGAGGCUGAACCAGAGCUAAAAGGAUCCAUUUCAGUCCAACUAGAUGAACUUACCAAGCGCUGGGCAUUAGUAACUGAGCUUGCAAAGGCUCAGAACAAGAGUUUGAAAGAUGCUUUAGCUAAGAGUCAGAAGGUCCAUGAAGACAUUCAAGCAUUAAAUACUUGGCUGGAUGAAAUGGACCAAAAAGUCCCUGCUUUUGGUCCAAUAGAGACAUCAUCAGAACUAAGUGCAGCAAUUGAUUUGUUCAGUAAAUUACGUGAAGAAAUAAGUGAACACAGUGAAGAGUUCAGGGGUGUAAAUAACACCGGCAAUGAGAUGCUGCAGCAUGAUGCUGCUGCCACCCAUGAAGAGCUUGCCCGUCAGUUCACACAGCUGAAUGGUAGAUGGACAGAUGUUGUAACUCAAGUGGAUUCUCGUCACAGGGUCUUAUCUACAGCUUCAGAACAGUAUGAUGACUUUAAGAAGCUGUGUGGUGAGGAAACAGAAUGGCUCAACCAGUUGCAGGAAAAGCUUGAGAAAUCAUCAAAGUCUGCAGCAGAUGCAGAAGAGAUAUCAGAGGCUUUAGAUGAUCUUGAGAUCUUCCUGCAUAGCCACAAUGAAAGUCGACUAGAGCAAAUACGCAAUCUUGCUGAAGCUCUUGUUCAGGAGAAUUGCAUGUCUGUAGCUGUCCAGAAUGCCACCCACACCCUCACUUCACGUUUUGAUACCCUGAAUGCCCAGGCAAGUGAGCAUCAAUCUGGGCUAGAAGGCCGUGUACAAGAGGCACAAGCUUGGGAACGAGAAUAUGUCAGUGUUCUAGAUUAUCUUGUCCAGUCAGACAUGGUCCUUACCCAAGCAAUUACUGAUUCUCAACUACGAAUUGACCCAGUGCAGGUUCAGGCAGAACUUGUAAAGCAACAAGAGGUACUAAAGAAAAUGCAAACACAAGUAGAUGUGUAUCGUACACAAGGUAAAACAGAAGCUGCACUUCGUCUAGAAGAUCAGGUCACACACCUCCUGAAAAAGUAUGAGGAGGUAGAGAUGAAAUUGCGGUUGUGCCAAAAACCAAGUGACUUUGAUGAUCGACUGCAACAGAUGAAUCAGGAAUUGAAAGAUAUUAGCCAGAGAGUUCACCUUGUGACUGUAACUUCUGGAGACCCUGAUGGGAUCCAGGAACAGCUAAACCAGUGCAUGGCAUUAUAUCAGAGACUGAGUGAAGUGAAAGCAGAAGUAGAAAGUGUCAUAGCAACUGGACGCAAGAUAGUGAAGGAAGGACAGGCUCUAGAUCCUGAAACUCUUACACUUCAGCUUGACCAGUUGAAAGGCCUUUAUAAUCAGCUUGGUGGCACUGUAACAGAACACAGAGGUGUACUGGAAAGAGCACUUCGUCACAGUCGCAAGAUUCAUAAGGACUCCUCCCACCUUGAGGAAUGGCUAAGCACCACUGAGUGUGAAUUAGAUCAGCGUGAGGCUACGAUUCCCACUAGAAAUGUAGAGGGAGAAGUUCACUUUGCUCAACAUGCCAUUGACGACUUAGGGCGUAAGAGGCCCUUGCUGACAGGGCUGCAUGAAUCCUAUGCUGCCCUUGCCUCAAUGUGUGAUGAUGAUGCCUUGCUACAGCCCAUUAAAGAGCAGGUUGAUGACAUUGCUCUAACAUGGGAACGAGUGAACACUAGACUUGCCAACAGGCUCAAGAACAUGCAGAGUGAGCAAGUAAACAAGGAAGCAGAAAUGGAGAAGUUUAUUGUGGGACUUGGAGAAAUUAAAGGAUGGCUACAGAGCACUGAAUAUCAGCUGACAAACCUAAGCUCAGUGGAUGCUGAUGAACAGGCUAGAAUUAUUAAGUCCAUUUCUACUGAAGUCCAGAAUUACAAGGGACAUAUUGAAAAUAUCCGGGACACUGCUGUGGACCUCAUUAACCAUGGAGCGCUGUUCCAAGCACGUGUACAGCCAGAACUAAUUGAGAUAAAUCAGAGGUGGGAAAACAUCUUUAAAAAUGUUCAGCAGUGCUCUCAAGACAUACAGGGGACAAGCCUUACUUCAGUUACCCUGACAGCUGAGACACAAGGGUCCAGACCAUCUCCUAGCCAAACCGACACUACCACUACCACCAACUUUUCCACCAUUACCACUUCUGAUGUACACGAAACCUCUGUUACUACUAGUUUAACUUCCACAACUACACAACUCAUUCAUACCAUGGGAACAACACAAGUGAGUGAUGAAUUAAUGGUGCAUGUACAUCAACAAGAUGAUGCCUCAACACCCGUCCAAUCAAGCUGGGCUGGUGACAAUAUCUCAAAAAAUGAGGAGCAAGAGAAAGGUGCUUCCCUUAGAAGUAUUGGUCUUGUAAAGAGUGUGAUGUCUACAGGUACCACACUUACCUCUCCAGUCAUAGGUGAUAGUGAAACAAUGGAUGGUGUUACUGAAUCAGAAAUAAUUCAUUCUGUUGAAGGAAAGCCAGUCGGUGAACUUUUAGACACUUGCAGGGAAUUUGAUGAGAAUGAUGUGCCUAUUCCUGGACUUAAGACUGUUGAUGUGUCUGAUUCAGUGGAAAUGUUCUCAUCAGCAGAUAGUGCCAGGUGGGGAGAAUCUUCUCUUGUUGAUAGUGUUAUCAAAGUUGAACCGAAAGAGAAUCAAACAGCAGAUGAAGAUCAUACUCUGACACUUGUAACAAACACUGUCACCAAAAAAGUAGACAAGUCAUCAUCUGAGAUGGAAGGAAUUGAUACAGAAACUGUCAAGUAUGUCUUGGAUGAGCAGCCAUCUGAUGAUACAGAACAGAAAAAGAUGAGUCUUGUUGAAGUGGAGGAAGUAAAAAUGACAAUAUCCCAUCUCUCCUUUAACAUUGCUGGGACACCUUCAGAGAAGAAAGUUGACAAAUUGGAGGCUGGCAUUCUUGUCUGUGGUAGUUCAGAAGAAUCACCAAUUGACUCAUCAUUAGAAAUAUCUCCCACAGCAGAAUAUCCUCCAAACAGCCUCCUUUCGAGUGACCUUUCUUCUCGGGAUUCUCCUGGAAAAGACCGAAAGAGGAAGAUCACAGAAAAUGAUGAUGACCUAGAUAAUUUUGAUGAACUCAUUGCAGGUCUUAAAGAAGUUGCAGAAAAGGAUAUUACUCUAUCAACAGUUGAAAAAAAUAGGAGGAGAAGUGCAGAGAAGGAGCUUGAUCAGGAUUUAAGUGGUGAUGAAAGGUUCUCUCUCCUCAAGAUCAGGAGGCGAGAUGAUGAUGACUUAGAGUCUUUAGCCUCAGUUGAUACUGACAUGGCUCCUGCAUCUGAGACAAGUAGAGAUUUUGAGGGCACUUUCUCUGAUCUUGAAUCAGUGACUGAGAGUGUGUCCUCCAAAGGAGACAAUUUAUUUGCACCUAUGGGAGCUCAUGGCCUUACUAUUCUAGACACUUCUAGGAAUGAGGAAGUAAGUACUGUAGAGUUUAUUUCUCAGCAGACACAAGUAGUUACAAGUGAAGCUGUUACACAUGCAUAUAUUAGUAGUUCACAACAGCUAGUUUCUCCAGAAAGUAAAGAAUCUUUAUCUGAUAUUAUCAGUGCUAAAAUCAGUAGCAUAUCAAGUGAUGUAAUUUCUGAAAAUAAGCAGUCUGGGACUGAAAAGGAAGUCAGUGAGAAAGAUGUUGAUGGUGAAGAAGAAAGUUAUGCUCAGAAAGAUUAUGAGCAGCUUCCUGUUGAGAAACUGCAAGCUAUGAUUGCUGAGCUUGAAGAAGUUAUGAGUGAUGCAGAAUUAAGUGAUACUGAAGAUGAAGAAGAUCCACAAAAGAGAAAUGAACUACCUGCAGAGAAAAUGGAUGUUUCUGAAAGCAUUCAGAGAUCCAAACCAGAACAGCUGCUUAGUAAAGAUGUGGAUAUGAAAGAUGAUGUAGCAACUGAGGCAAUGAAAGAUAUUUUAGCACCAGAUAUUGUCAAAACAAAUAUUGAGCUUUCAAGAGAUGAGAAAGAUGAACCCAUAACAGAUUUGUCAGUAGUCAAAGAACCUUCUUUAUCUAAAGAUGAAGCAAAGUGUGAAGCAGACCCAAUUGAAUUUAGAGUACAAGAAGUUCAUGUUGGUGAUGUUGAAUUUGCCCAGGCAAAAGGUUUGUUUGAAAAAGAUCCUGGGACUCUUGAAACACCUGCAAGUGUAGUUAAAAUUACUACUCCUCUUCAUGAUGAUGUAAGCAAUGAGACUUCAUCUAUGACAUCCACAAAUGAGACUACAAAGAUGAGUAUUGAUAAAGACAAAUCAGUACAGAAGGUUUCUGUGCAGAGUUCCCAAGUAGUACAUGGGAUAACUUAUGUAAGUUCCACAGAAGAUCGGCUUCCAGAGGCUGAGGAAGCAGUCCUGGUAACACUAAUUUCAAGAAGCUUAGUAAAGAUACCCAAUGAAUUUAGAGUACAAGAAGUUCAUGUUGGUGAUGUUGAAUUUGCCCAGGCAAAAGGUUUGUUUGAAAAAGAUCCUGGGACUCUUGAAACACCUGCAAGUGUAGUUAAAAUUACUACUCCUCUUCAUGAUGAUGUAAGCAAUGAGACUUCAUCUAUGACAUCCACAAAUGAGACUACAAAGAUGAGUAUUGAUAAAGACAAAUCAGUACAGAAGGUUUCUGUGCAGAGUUCCCAAGUAGUACAUGGGAUAACUUAUGUAAGUUCCACAGAAGAUCGGCUUCCAGAGGCUGAGGAAGCAGUCCUGGUAACACUAAUUUCAAGACCAAGUUCUGCUGAGGUGAUGACUACAGAUACUGAGUAUACAGAAGGGAAGGCAUUAAUGGAGCUUGUUGAAGAGGAAGGAAGUGAGGCAGAUGUGGUGGUCCCUGAUACAGAAAAGAGCCAGGAAGGCACAUCUGAUAUUCAGGGAACUGUUGAAAGUUUGUCAGCAACCUCAAGCAGUUCUUCAGAUGAAGAUGACUCAAACAAGAAGGAAAGAAGACCGACAGUUAUUGAAUGUCCCAGUUUCUCGGUAGCCUUACAAGAGGGAGAUGCUGAGAAUGAUAAAAAGGUAAAAUGUGAAGACAUAGAAGACACUGUAAGCAUUCAUUCACAAAAUGAGGAAGAUGAAAUAUCUAGUGUUGAGGCAGAACAUCAGUUAAUGGAAACUGAUACAAGUAAUCGUGAAAAAAUUGAGGCAUGUAGAGCAGAUGUUGAGCCUGUCGUAAGUGUUAGGGAGACAGGAGACAGGUCUGAGUUUGAGAAAGACAUUGUAAUUAAAAAAAGGAAAAGGUUUGGAAAGCUAUAUGAAGAAGUGGAUAAUGAUAUAAAGGAAAUGACCAGUGAAGCAAAACUUACUAAAAGCAAAGAUAGUGCAAGCAGCACAUCAUUUGUUGCUUCCAAAGAGGAGAAAGUUACCCCAGAAGAAUUAGAAAAAGUAAUGAGGAAGAGGGGACUACUUACAAGGAAGGCUCUUUAUGAAAACUGGGAAUCUAUAAGCUCCUGUUCAAGUGGAAAUGAAAGUAAAAGAGGGUCUUCAACUGAGGGUUCAAUAGAUUUUGGAUCAGAGACUCGUGCAGCCGUGUCUGGGGAUUGGGACGAUGCUCCAGUUCUGACUGACUCAAACUUGCAAAAUCCUUCAGUUGAGUCAAAAUCUGUUCCUGUUGAAUCCAUCCCAGAAGAAGAAGCUGCCAUUGAUCCCAGAAAGGACGAGCUGCGAUUUAGUUUUGUUAGUUCAAGCAGUAUUGAAAUAGACAGGGAUGAGGUUUUUACUAGUGAAAUGGAGAUGGAUUUCCAGGAUGUUGAUGCUUUAGCAGAAGUUGCAGAAAUAGACUCCCCUUCAUCUGAUGAAAGUGAUGAUCUAGAGGAGCCUUCAAAAGUAAGGAUCUCAGCUGCCACCAUUUAUGAAGAUGCAGUCAUCCAGGCUUUAGAAGGAGGAAAUGAAAGAGGAACUAGAAAGAGAAAGAAAAUAAAUGUUAAUCCUCAUAUUGACAAAGUAGAGGCGGUGAAGAAUGAAUCUCAGACUAGUGGUGAUAACCGAGCUUCAGUCUGUUCCUUUUCUGACCAAUUAUCAGAAGAAAACAUUGACCCCAAAAAUGUUGUCACUGAAAGUACAGCUGGAUUUGAAGAAAAGGAAAAAGAAACAACAGAAAAAGCACCUCAACCUGAAGAAAGUUCUAAAAGUCUAUUAACCAUGCAUGAAUCUCCCAAAAUAAGAGAUGGGGAAGCUCUUCUUGCAUCAGAAGGUAAACAUGAAGGAGAAGAAAGUGUACAUAAAACACAGCCAAAUGAAGGAGAAGUGCUUGAGAUUAUCUAUGAAGUGGUUACUGUGACUCGAACAAAAGAACCAAAGGCACAAACUGUUAUUGAACGAGUAAUCAUAGAACCAGAAGAAACAGUUAGUGAGACAGAAUCUGAUACAGAAGAAACUUUAAAAACCAGAAUGGAGCCUAAGGGACAUUUGCCAGCAGAUGAAAAGCAUUCUAAAUCAAGUAAUGAAUACCUAAGAAGUACUAUAGAUGCUUUAUCUGUGUCUGCAAGUGCAACUGCAAAAGAUUCUGAUGUAGAGACAGACAGAGAUGUAAUAGAUGCAGAUGCAAAAGCAAAAAUACAUUUAUCUCCAUCUUCAUCUCAAGCAUUGAGAGGAGAACCUAAAUGUAGAGAUUCUCAAGAUGGUGAGAAACAGAUGGCAUGUGUUGUACAAACGACAACAAAUAUUACUCAUACUUUACCACCUAUAAAUGAAGAUGUACCAAACAUUUCUAAACCAGCUUGUGAAGUUUCCCGUGAAAUAUUGCAGGGUGAAGGUGAUAAAAUAGAUGUAGAUGUAAUGAUAUCAGAAUUAGCUUCUGAAAAUUCUCUGAAUAAAGUAAUUCCUCAGUAUACAAGUAGUGUGCGAGAUGAGAAAGAGACUUUUGAAAUAGCUGUUGAAAGUCAAAUGAAUUCAUCCAUUGGAUUAAGUCUUGUGUCAGUUGAAGUAGAAGAAGUGUUUAACAAGGCAGAUGUAUCAGAAACUUCAACAGAUGAAAGCAAGCAGUAUAGAAUAAAGGAAGAUCAUGAAGGAUCUCCUGAAUGUUCCACGAGAAGUGGAACAGUUAUGGAUGAAGCAAGCAAAGUUUUGCUGGUAGUUUCAAAGCCAGAACAUUAUGUUCAGAAAGACCCUGAAACUAUGGAAGAUUUUUCUGGAAUAGAAGAGACUGUAGACAAAGCAGUUUCUCAUUCUUUUAUGGAUAAGCAUAAAACAGAAAAUAUUCCUAAAGGAGUUCAUGCACAUUAUAAACAAGGAACAGAUAAUAAAUCUCUAGCCUCUGUUAUUACUGGAAGAAAUGAAGAAGGGUCUAUUAAUCCAGUUGUUGAUGAUAUAUCUGACAAUUUGACAGCAGAAACUUUUGAAGAUGAUGUUAAAAACUCAAGCCAUAGUCCCUCAGGAAGUGAUAGUGAAGACAGUUUAAAGGAAUUUGGAAAGGAAGAUGAUAUUCAGAAAGGACAACUUACAAGAAGACUCUCAGCAUCAAGUAGUAGUUCAUCAAACAGCAGUUUUGAGAUGGUAGAAUGUGAGCCAGAGGUUGACUUAGAAGAACAAUUGUCAUCCCAUGAAAGCUAUGAAGAAGCAGAAAUUGAGGAUAAAGAGGACCUUGUAGAGAGUGAUGAAAGCCUUGAUAAAAUGAAAGAAUGCACAACCAUAGGAGAGGCUGUGCACCCAGAGAUUGCAAGUGUCUCUCUUGAAAUCAAAUUAGAAAGGCAUGUUAGUAUUGAUAGUUCUGUGUCUACAUUGUCAGAAGCAGAAACAGUAAUUCAUGUUCCAAUAGGAAGUCUGCCCAAGAAGAUAUCUGAGACAGCAUCAGUGAAAGAUGAUAGUCAAAUUGGAGUGAAGAGUGGAGAAGCCAAGGAUCCAUUAGUAAGAUCAGUAUCUGAAGAAUUGAUUACAAAGACUGGAAACCAAGGUGGAAUAAAGCAAAUAGGUAAAUCACCUACUGUUCCUGAAGCUGUUGAGAGUGGAAAAGAAGACCUAAAGGAAGAUGAAGACAGAGAUGAAAUAGAUGCAGAUGCAAAAGCAAAAAUACAUUUAUCUCCAUCUUCAUCUCAAGCAUUGAGAGGAGAACCUAAAUGUAGAGAUUCUCAAGAUGGUGAGAAACAGAUGGCAUGUGUUGUACAAACGACAACAAAUAUUACUCAUACUUUACCACCUAUAAAUGAAGAUGUACCAAACAUUUCUAAACCAGCUUGUGAAGUUUCCCGUGAAAUAUUGCAGGGUGAAGGUGAUAAAAUAGAUGUAGAUGUAAUGAUAUCAGAAUUAGCUUCUGAAAAUUCUCUGAAUAAAGUAAUUCCUCAGUAUACAAGUAGUGUGCGAGAUGAGAAAGAGACUUUUGAAAUAGCUGUUGAAAGUCAAAUGAAUUCAUCCAUUGGAUUAAGUCUUGUGUCAGUUGAAGUAGAAGAAGUGUUUAACAAGGCAGAUGUAUCAGAAACUUCAACAGAUGAAAGCAAGCAGUAUAGAAUAAAGGAAGAUCAUGAAGGAUCUCCUGAAUGUUCCACGAGAAGUGGAACAGUUAUGGAUGAAGCAAGUAAAGUUUUGCUGGUAGUUUCAAAGCCAGAACAAUAUGUUCAGAAAGACCCUGAAACUAUGGAAGAUUUUUCUGGAAUAGAAGAGACUGUAGACAAAGCAGUUUCUCAUUCUUUUAUGGAUAAACAUAAAACAGAAAAUAUUCCUAAAGGAGUUCAUGCAUAUUAUAAACAAGGAACAGAUGAUAAAUCUCCAGCCUCUGUUAUUACUGGAAGAAAUGAAGAAGGGUCUAUCAAUCCAGUUGUUGAUGAUAUAUCUGACAAUUUGACAGCAGAAACUUUUGAAGAUGAUGUUAAAAACUCAAGCCAUAGUCCCUCAGGAAGUGAUAGUGAAGACAGUUUAAAGGAAUUUGGAAAGGAAGAUGAUAUUCAGAAAGGACAACUUACAAGAAGACUCUCAGCAUCAAGUAGUAGUUCAUCAAACAGCAGUUUUGAGAUGGUAGAAUGUGAGCCAGAGGUUGACUUAGAAGAACAAUUGUCAUCCCAUGAAAGCUAUGAAGAAGCAGAAAUUGAGGAUAAAGAGGACCUUGUAGAGAGUGAUGAAAGCCUUGAUAAAAUGAAAGAAUGCACAACCAUAGGAGAGGCUGUGCACCCAGAGAUUGCAAGUGUCUCUCUUGAAAUCAAAUUAGAAAGGCAUGUUAGUAUUGAUAGUUCUGUGUCUACAUUGUCAGAAGCAGAAACAGUAAUUCAUGUUCCAAUAGGAAGUCUGCCCAAGAAGAUAUCUGAGACAGCAUCAGUGAAAGAUGAUAGUCAAAUUGGAGUGAAGAGUGGAGAAGCCAAGGAUCCAUUAGUAAGAUCAGUAUCUGAAGAAUUGAUUACAAAGACUGGAAACCAAGGUGGAAUAAAGCAAAUAGGUAAAUCACCUACUGUUCCUGAAGCUGUUGAGAGUGGAAAAGAAGACCUAAAGGAAGAUGAAGACAGAGAUGACACUGGAUAUCAAAAGGCAGAAGUAGUCACAACUGGAAUAAAAUUAGAUGAUGACAUGAAAGGCUGUCCUGUGGAAAUAAUUUCAAGUGUGCCAAUCAGACAUGAGUAUUAUCCUGUUGAAAGCUGCACAGUCAGUACUUUGCCAGUUAACAUUUCUAAACAUGAUAUAGAGGAAAAAAAAUACAGUGAUUCUGUGGUUUUAAUGAAUCCAGGAUUUUUGAUGGUGGAACCUUCAUGUAUUGUAGAAGAGGAGAAUAUUGAAAAUACAGAUAUGGAUAAAUCUGGUUAUGUGAAUAUUAUAAAAGACAAGAAAAAAGAGGAUCCAGGUUAUACAUUUUCUAGUAAAGCAGAAGAGAAGUCACCACUUAAUGUCUCAAGACCAGAUGACACUGUUAAAGAAGUUCCACUUGUCCAUGAGGAAGGAUGGACUGAAAUUAAAAUACUGAAUGUGGACGAAAAAGAUCAGGUCAAUUUAGAGAGAAGGGUAAGUGUGGACGUUGCUCAAGUUGUUCAGACUACGGAAGUUAGUGAAGAGCAGGAGGUUACAAUAUCAAUUCCAGAUAUUCAUUCAGAAGAUUUAAGGGAUGAUAGUUCUGUUCAGUCAGAUGAAGAACAAGCAGGCAAAGUUUGUAAACUAAAAGAAGACAACCCAGACUGUAUUCCUAAACAGAUUUCAGAGGAAGGGCAUUUUAUUGUUCUUCAGCAUCAUGUUGAAACUAGAAAGUUACCAGCAGAUUCUCCAGCUAAGACUGAAGUGCCACUUGAUGUGUGCAAGUAUGAUGGUGUAGAAGCAAAAGCUGAUGAUAAUAUCAGUGAUAUUAUUGGUGAAGAAGAGACAAGUAUUUCAUUUAGUCAUGGUAGAAUUACCAGUAGUAUAUCAGAUGAUGCAGAAAAAGUUAGUCUGGGAAUGACACACAAAAAUGAUGAAAAGGAGGAACAUUCUUAUAGCCAUUAUGAGUUGAAAGAUAUUGGUUUUGUUGUGAUAGAAGAGCAUUCUGACUCAAAGUAUGCCAAUUUAGAAAACAAGGAGCAUAAAGACCUCAAAGAAAAAGAAAGCUCUAGCUCAUGUAAUACUUCAAACUCAAACAGCUCCAGUCCAUACUAUGAUGCCUCAGGAGAAAUGGUGGAAUCUCUUGGUUCAGAUGAAGUCUCAUCUUCUAUGGAAGUUUUGCAUUCAUCAGCAGAAAUUCUAGAUGCUUCACAGGCUAAUUGGUCCUCUAUGACUGAUCAGACAAUGCCAUCACUUGAUGGCCAAGGCCAUGAUGAGGGUAGUGAUAAGUCAGUACCUCUGAGGGAGAUAAGAAAAGGCCCAUUAACAUGGUCAGGGCAAAGGGAUUCCCGAUUUAGUACCAUAAGCUGCUGUACAGAUGCAAGUGAGGGAGAGUUAAUCUUCAGUGAGACAGAGGGAGAAGAAUUACCCUAUGAGGACACAACUGAUGAUGAUCUAACUCUAGAGGAGGAAGCCAUAAAAGUCCUGGCUGAGAAACAUGAAGCUGGUGGGACUCCCAAACCUGCUGCAGUAAGUUUUACGAAAGACAUUUCAAGACAACAGACCCAAACUUCUUCUAGCACUGUUACAUCAGUGUCAAAAAUCAGCCAUGUGUACACAACUCAGAGUGCAGUUAAGGGUGGGAAGGAAACACAUAAGGCUGGUGAUGAUGAGGUGGAUGCUUAUCUGCGAGAAGUUACCUUAUUGGCGGAUAAGAUCACAGAACUCAAGAAAAAAGCAGGCACAGUGCCAUCUUAUCAAGAAGCAAAAGACAAGUCUGAGGCACUUGAGCAGGAGGUAGCGUUGCUGGAACCUGAUGUAGCUACAGUCAUAUCCCGUGGUGACACUCUCACCCUCACAACUCACAUGGUGGAUGUGCCAAGAGCCAACACCAUUCGCACUGCUGUCCACGACUUACGUACACACUGGUCUUCCCUUAAGGGUAAAACAGAGACUGUUAAGCUAGAAACAGAAGAAGUAAUCACUAAAAUCAACAAUAUACAGUCGAAGUCGGAUGAUAUUGUUGGUUGGAUGAAUGAUGUUUCUAAAAGGCUUCAUCUUGUGAACAAUGAUGAAAGUCAGCUUGAGGCUCUGGAAAAAGAAAUGGCAGACAAAAAGUCAGAAUUAGAUAAGGUUAAUGAAAGUGGUGAACUGCUGAAGAAGUAUGGCUAUGAACAAAUCCAGCCAUUAUUGGCAGUCAUCAACACCCGAUGGAUAGAACUGACCACUCAGUUUAGUCAAUACCGUAAAGUCAGCCUGGAGAAGAAAACAAUUGUUUCUUCAAAAGCCCAACAGGAAGUGGAACCAGUAGUAGUACCUGAUUUUAUUGCAAGCGUCAAUCGCUUGAGGGAAGCAAUUUCAGCAAUAUCCCGGCAGCUGAAUGCCAAUAAACUUGCUGGUCGGCGUUAUGACAACCUAAAACUUCAAGAAGAGGAACUUAAAACAAUAAAGCAAGGUUUGGAGACUCUGAAGCCAAGGGUUGAUAAUCUUGAAACAGAGCGUAAUAAUACCAUAAAGAAUGUAACUCAAACUCAGUCUGAGCAAAUACGACGAGUAAUGGACAAGCUGAGAGAGGAAUGGGCUCAGGUGAACAGAGGCUACACAGAAAGACAUGCUUUGUGGCUGCAGUGUUCCGAGACAUGGCGCACUCUUCAGAAGACUAUUGAUGAUUUUUCUGUGUGGCUGAGUACCAUUGAGGAAAGAGUCCAAAUCACUGCCAACCAACCUCUACCAGAAGCUAAGAUUACCCAAAAGGAACUUGAAAAGCAAGUUACAUUAAAACACCGGCCAAGCCAGACUCUUCAGUCAACCUGCAAGGAAGUGACUGAGGACAUGAGUCUUGAUGAUGCUAAACGUCUGCAGGAACGUGUGGACACCCUUAUGAAGCGCUGGCGUGCUCUGUUGCUGGAUCUUGCUGCUCGGCGAGAAAGAAUUGCUGGAGAGGAAGGUGGCAAAGACAGCACAAGCUCAGAAUAUGAAGCCUUGUUAGUAUGGGUUGACCAGGCCCAAGCACUUAUGGAUGCACCAGUAAAUGUCACUGAUGAAGCAACUCUCUCUGCACAUUCCACUAUGAUUCAGAACCAUUUUGUGGAAAUGACUACAAAACAAAAUCUGCUAAAGAAACUGAAAGAUUCCAAGCCUAAAGCUGUUACACCAGCCCAGCUAACAACUCUAGAAACUAAUCUGAAUAAGGUGGCAAAGACCUUACCAGAGUACAAGAACUUGAUAGAAACCAAAUUAGGUGUGACCAAGACUCUUGUUACUGAUGUUGAGGACCUGUACAAGUGGACCGAAGAAAUGAGGGUGAAAGUAGCCCUCCGAAACAUGACUGAUGAGGAGAUCAAACUUUCAAAGAUCACUCUCAGAGAAAAGGAAACACUGUAUGAGAAUCUGGAUUCGACUUAUUGGGUCUUGGCACAGGAUACUGAGAGCAAGGGGCUCACAGUGUCUGUUGCUCUUAAGAACCGCAUGAACACGAUUGAGUCCCGACUGAAGGCGCUGCAGGGGCAGCUGUACGAGAGCUCCGCCUCUGCCACGCCGCCUUCGCCCACCUCCCCGGCCUUCUCGCGCAUCACGCCCGAGAAGGCCGACCAGGAGAAGGUGGUCGGGGAGAAGGAUGCCAGGACGGCGUCCGAAGAGGGGGAGGUGCUGGAGAAGGCGGCGGCGGCGGCCGUCGCGGCAAGCAAAACGACCCCCGAGGUAGUGACGACCACUUCGACGAAGACGACCGCAACGAAAGGCAAGGUCGAGAAGACGGAGGCCUUGUCGGUGACUUCAGGCACAACUGUGACCUCAAGUGUGACUUCCGUCAUACAGAAUGUCAUCAAGUUUGAGGAGAGUGUGUUUGGCGCUGAGGGGGCGUUGCGCCCGCCCUCCCCUCUCGUGUGCCCGCCGAAACACGCUCCUGACUCGUCCCCGGUGCUCAUCCUCGCCUCCCUGGACAAGAGCAUCCUUCAGAUUCGUGACUGGCUGACCCUUAUGGAGCAAAUGACUCGUCAGCAGACAGUGAUAGUCGGCGAUGCUGACGACAUUCGGCAACUGACUGAGAAACAGAAGGUGAGUACAUCGGGCGUAUUAUAUUCUCAGACGGAGGUGCUAGAUCUCGCCGAGGAUAACGCGAAACGGAAGAACAGAGAAGAAUACGGAGGCAUUGAAAAAUCGAGAAAAAAACGCGGAUGGGAGAGGCAUAAGUUAGGAAUAGUCCCCGACAAUGUGGCAAUCGACUUUAUUAAAUUUACACGUCGCUUUGUGUGGUGCGCUUGUGUUGUGAAGGAUAUGCGUGCUCUCAGGGCACAAGAGAACCACGUGGAUAUCGGCAGAGGCUCGCCCUCCCUUCCUUCCCCUCGUCCACCUCCCCCGCUCAAGCCCUCUCAGCUGGUGUAA
Molecule: messenger RNA, 17898 nt
Organism: Penaeus indicus
Lineage: Eukaryota; Metazoa; Arthropoda; Malacostraca; Decapoda; Penaeidae
Exons: 55
Coding region: 541-17898 (5785 amino acids)
Biological process (GO): actin cytoskeleton organization; actin filament bundle assembly
Cellular component (GO): cortical actin cytoskeleton; actomyosin contractile ring; cell junction
Molecular function (GO): actin lateral binding
Source: RefSeq, a predicted model, not a curated record